Messenger RNA from Calypte anna (Anna's hummingbird), 1076 nucleotides. RefSeq names its product coenzyme Q9 (gene COQ9). The record is from RefSeq and is a predicted model, not a curated record. The coding region runs from base 36 to 977 and encodes 313 amino acids. Gene Ontology annotation, biological process: ubiquinone biosynthetic process. Gene Ontology annotation, molecular function: lipid binding. Gene Ontology annotation, cellular component: mitochondrial inner membrane. NCBI's taxonomy places the organism in Eukaryota, Metazoa, Chordata, Aves, Apodiformes, Trochilidae. The transcript has 9 exons.
CCCCGUGACGUCACCGCCCCCUGCCCGCUUCCAAGAUGGCGGCGGCGGUGGCGGGCGGCCUGCGGCACGCGGGGUGGUGGCUGUGGCGGGGCCGCGCGGUGCUCAGGUUCCCGCUCUCCCCACCCCAGCGUCCUCUCCACGCUUCAGUUGUGCUGAGGAGAACCUCUGAUGAGCGGCAGAAGGAGCCGGGGGCAGCUUCCUCGCAGUUUGAUUCAGGUCCAGGUCCCCUGCCUGAGCAGGAAUCUCGGGGCCCUCACCCCAGCUACACCGGGCAGGGUGGUCAGGAGUCUGAGGACUUUGAGAGUGAGGAGCAGCUGCAGCAUCGAAUCCUCACAGCAGCCCUGGAGUUUGUGCCUGAGCAUGGCUGGACUGCAGAAGCCAUUGCAGAGGGAGCCAAGACCCUGGGUCUCUCCAGUGCUGCUGCAGGGAUGUUUCACAGUGAUGGCAGUGAGCUGAUCCUGCACUUUGUGUCUCAGUGCAACACCAAGCUGUCCGAGAUGCUGGAGCAGGAACAAAAACUGGUGCAGCUGGGUGAAGCAGAGAAGAAGCCUAUGGAUCAGUUCCUGAGAGAUGCAGUGGAAGCCAGACUGAGGAUGCUGAUUCCAUACAUUGAGAAAUGGCCCCAGGCUCUGAGCAUCCUGUUGCUCCCACACAACAUCCCAUCCAGCCUCAACCUCCUCACCAGCAUGAUUGAUGACAUUUGGCACUAUGCUGGAGACCAGUCCACAGAUUUUAACUGGUACACACGCCGGGCUGUGCUCACUGGUGUCUACAACACCACAGAACUGGUGAUGCUGCAGGACUCAUCCCCAGACUUUGAGGACACGUGGCGCUUCCUGGAGAACAGAGUGGCUGAUGUGAUGAACAUGGGCAGCACAGCAAACCAGGUACAAUCAACUGGAGAAGCGCUUGUCCAGGGCCUGAUGGGAGCUGCUGUUACUAUCAAGAACCUGGCGGGGAUGAACCAGCGCCGGUGAGGAGAGAACCGAGGGCGAGAGAAGAGAAACCCGAGGGCGAGGGAGGAGCCGGGGCGGGCCCAACCUUUCCCCGGCACCAAUAAACCCGCUCACAGAGUA